GGCUUGUUUGUUGGAGCUGACUUUUAGUUUGAGUCCGUCCCCCUAACCUGGAUGAUCAUCACCAAGUACAGGCUGUAGUCUUAGGAUUCUGCUCCAGGGUCUGCGUCUGGGUGUGUUGAGCCCCACGUGGUGGUCCUGUCUAAAGUUAGACGAUAGUGCAGUGGUAUUGAAGAGUGGACGGAGGGAGACGCCUUAGGGAACAGAGGAGAAUGCCGAGAGCUUUCCUGGUCAAGAAGAAGCAGGCAGCCUGCGGGGGCUGGAGAUGGAGAGACCCAGAGCAGGCAGAGUGGAGAGAAGAUCCCUCAGAAGUUAGCGACAGCGCUCCGGAAGAGACGUUGAGCGCGCCAGAUGUCUCCGAGCUGGCCGCUCCCUCUGAGAGCUCUGACUUUGGCUCAGAGGAAGCAGCGGGAUCUGCGACAUCACCGGCGCCCGUCCCAACACCGCCCGCGUUGGGAGUGAGGGAACAGGACCCAGAGACCAGUCGAGACUGGCCUGCCAUGCUGCCCCCGAGGCAACUCUACCACCCUAAUGCGUUGGCACUGGCCAGCCGGGCCAAGCCCCGCCCCCGUGUGGCACCCAGCGCUGGGGACUUCCUGUGCUCCGUGUGCCACAAGCUGUUCCCUCUGCAGCGCAUGCUGACGCGCCACAUGAAGUGCCACAGCCUGGUGAAGAGGCACCCGUGUCGAUACUGCGGCAAGGGCUUCAACGACACGUUUGACCUCAAGAGGCACAUGCGCACUCACACAGGUAUCCGACCCUACAGGUGUGAGCUCUGUGAAAAGGCUUUCACGCAACGCUGCUCUCUGGAGUCCCACAAGAGGAAGAUCCACGGGGUUCAUCAGCAGUACGCCUACCGCCAGCGACGCUCCAAGAUCUUUGUGUGUGAGGACUGCGGCUUCACCUCCAACCGGCCCGACGAGUACUUUGUCCACGUGCGGCAGUGCCACCCGGGCAGCCCGGCUCUGCGGCGCUACUACCGGCGGCAGGCCCACGAGAACGCCAACUUUGGCGUGGCCGAGUGUAAACUCAACCCCUAUCUGGUCUACUCAAACUCUGGCUACUUUAUCUGAGAGGCGGACUAUGGGAAAGUUACCGUAUGUUUGGCUUGAAGCUGUAACGGUGUGGUAAUAUAAACAUGUAAUUUGUGUAAUAUAUUAGACUAGCAUAUUUUAGGAAAAUAAACUUUUUCUACUAAACUACUUUUUCAACUUCUCUUUAAAUAAUGCAUUGGUCAAAUAGUUAAAAUAGUGAUUAUUAAUUGUAAAUUGGUCAUAUCAUCAUUUUAUCAACAUGUACUUUGAUUGUAUUGGUUUAUUUAAUUGAAUUGAGACCAUGUCCUUUAGUCUAAAUUAUUAAAAAGAUAUUGUCAAAAGAAAGGACAGAGCGAUAUUGCUUUUCUGAUCUCUAGGUAAGAAUUUCGUGGGCUCACUUACAUGGAAUAAUAAUAAAGUUACAUCCUGAUUGAUGAAGAAAUGUCAUCUUGUGACAUUCUAGUAUAUUAUGUUUUAUCAUAGAAAUGCUAGUCUAAUGCUACAAACUGUGGCAUUUUCUUUACAGCCAAGUCUUUAUUUAUAUUUACUGAAUUAAUGGACCGCUUUAUGAUGGUUGGGAAACCCUGCUCAUGUGAAGUGAAUAAUGGGAGCAAAAAUAACACACAUUAAA
This is a messenger RNA of Gadus morhua (Atlantic cod), 1662 nucleotides long. RefSeq names its product putative transcription factor ovo-like protein 3. The transcript has 4 exons. The record is from RefSeq and is a predicted model, not a curated record. Bases 210 to 1070 code for a protein of 286 amino acids. Gene Ontology annotation, cellular component: nucleus. Gene Ontology annotation, biological process: regulation of transcription by RNA polymerase II; epidermal cell differentiation. Gene Ontology annotation, molecular function: RNA polymerase II cis-regulatory region sequence-specific DNA binding; DNA-binding transcription factor activity, RNA polymerase II-specific. NCBI's taxonomy places the organism in Eukaryota, Metazoa, Chordata, Actinopteri, Gadiformes, Gadidae.